UCAGAGCAAGGGCGGGAGUCAGGCAGAAGGAUCCUGGCUCUGCUGGGGUGCCACUGCCUAGACCCCUGGGGUCCUCCCCAUGGCAAGGGAAACCUUCCCCUUCACCUCGUCCACACUGCGCUCCCUCCGCCUGCAGCGGGAGUGGCUGGAAUGGGAAGACCGUCGGCGGGCAGCUGCCCAGCAAUGCCGGAACCAGAGGCACCCCUCGAGUCCACGGGCCCGACUCACUAGGCCUCCCCGCUGCUGCCGAGACCCAGCUGUCCACAAUGCCCUCUUCUCCGGCGACCUGCCACAGGUCCAAGCCCUGUUUCAAGAUGAAGAGACCGCCAACAUGAUUGUGGAGACUGUGAGCAAUCAGCUGGCCUGGUCGGCUGAACAGGGGUUCUGGGUGCUGACCCCCAAGACCAAGCAGACGGCACCGCUCACCAUCGCUGCGGCUCGAGGCUACAUAGACUGUGCCCGUCACCUCAUCCUGCAGGGGGCUGAACUGGAUGCCCGGGUAGGGGGCCAGGCUGCCUUGCAUGAGGCCUGUGCCCGGGCCCAGCCCGACUGUGUGCGUCUGCUGCUGACCUUUGGUGCCAAAGCUAAUGUGCUAUCUCAGGAGGGCAUGACCCCAUUGCACCUCUGCACUGCCCCCGAGUCCCUGCAGUGUGCCAAGUUGCUGUUAGAGGCGGGAGCUACCGUGAACCUGGCAGCACAGGAGAGCGAGGUGACGCCCCUGCACGUGGCGGCCGCGCGGGGCCUGGAGGAGCACGUGCAGACGACACCCAGGAACAGAGGCCAGUGUCUCGGAGCCCCUGAGAAAACCCGCCCCUUGGCUCUCCUUCCUGCCAACGGCUGCGGGGGCCUGGCUGAGCUGCUGCUGCGUCAUGGGGCCUGCGCUGGAGUCCCCAACGGGGCCGGCCACACACCCAUGGACUGCGCGCUGCAGGCCGUGCAGGAUGCCCCCAACUGGGAGCCAGAGGUUCUCUUCUCGGCGCUGCUGGACUAUGGGGCUCAGCCCGUGCGCCCUGAGCUGCUGAAAUACUGUGCCAACUUCCCACGGGCCUUGGAAGUUCUGCUGAAUGCCUACCCUUGUGUCCCAUCCUGCGAUACCUGGGUGGACUCAGUGCUCCCAGAGCUGUGGCAGGAGCAUGAAGCCUUCUACAGCUCAGCCUUGUGUAUGGUGAACCAGCCGAGGCGGCUGCAGCACCUGGCCCGGCUGGCUGUGCGUUCCCAGUUGGGUAGUCGCUGUCGGCAGGCUGCCACCCGGCUCCCACUGCCCCCGCUCCUGAGGGACUAUCUGCUGCUGCGUGUGGAGGGACGCAUCCAGUGACAUCUGUGCCAGCUCCUCCCACGCCUGUCCUGCCCCUCUGCCUGCACCCUGGGCUAGAGGACCAGGCGCUGACUCUCUUCUCUGUACUCUGCAUGCCCUAGCAGUCCAGCUUAGCCCUCGUUGGCUUCUUUUUUCUUUUAUUCUCUAUUCAUGAUAGAGUACUGUGUGUACACAUAAGCAUGAGAGAAAGAAAGAGGGGCGGGGUCUGCCCACAGUCCAAUUUCCUUUCUCUAGCCCAUCAGAUCUUGGGCACUCAUUCACGUGCCCAGCUUGUCUCAGGCCAACUGGGCUGAGGAUUUGAACCACAGUCGCCAGGUGGGAUCUGGCUUCUCUUGAGCAAUGCAUUACCACUGUGCCAUGGAGCCAGCCAGCCACCUGCCGACCUUCAGCCCAACCUGAGCUCAACCCCUCUCUCUCCAAUAAGAGUCUGCAGACCCGGGCUGACCCCACACUCAACCUCUGCCCUCCUCUUCCUCCUGUGCUUAAGCAAAUGGUCCCUCUGUCUACCCAGGCUCCAAACCAGGAGCUGGUGACUUUUGUCACUUCCCUCCCUUGCCAGCCAUUUACCUGUGCAGCCUACUAAAGAAUGACAAGGGCUGCCUCUAACUUCCUUUGUCAGUUCAAUGGAGGUCUUGAAGUCCAUAUGCCGAAGGGAGGUGGGAACAUCUUUGGGAGUUACAACUGUGAUCAUUCCCUUCAGUGGCUCGCUCUGUCUUCAGGCUAAAGUUAACAGUCAGCAAUGGAUAGCCUUGAGAUACUGGCCUUCUUUGGCCUCCUGUCCUGCCUUCUUUCCAGGGUUCCUGUAAUCCAGUCUUAGUAGACAAACUACCAGUUGCUGGAUGUAACCUGGUCUUUGCUUGGAGGAGUUUGCAUGCGUUGUUCCCACUGCUUGCUAUACCCUUCCACAGUUUUUGACCUAGUGCUGGCUGACUGAUACCUCCAGACUCCAUUCAAAUGGCAUGAUCUCUGCAGAGCCUCCCUUCAGCCCAGCAGGCAGCCUGGCUGGAUGUUAUCCUUAGGGUAUAUUCCUCCACCCCCCCGAGUGAUGCAUGGUGUCUUGAACAGUGGUCUUUCAGGGCCCGUGACAGGAGGACCAACCACCAUCUGUCCCCCUCUCACUUCUUCCUUGGGUCCCAGAGUCUAAAGUACCAUAAAUUAUCUUUAGGAGGAAACUUUUUAAGGCAGUCAGUUUUUAAUGGAAAUAAACGAUUUG
Tupaia belangeri chinensis (Chinese tree shrew) is the source of this 2528-nucleotide messenger RNA. RefSeq names its product ankyrin repeat and SOCS box containing 16 (gene ASB16). Gene Ontology annotation, biological process: positive regulation of protein catabolic process; protein ubiquitination; intracellular signal transduction. Lineage: Eukaryota; Metazoa; Chordata; Mammalia; Scandentia; Tupaiidae. The record is from RefSeq and is a predicted model, not a curated record. Gene Ontology annotation, molecular function: protein binding.